This is a messenger RNA of Babjeviella inositovora NRRL Y-12698, 5036 nucleotides long. RefSeq names its product pleiotropic drug resistance family ABC transporter. Gene Ontology annotation, cellular component: membrane. NCBI's taxonomy places the organism in Eukaryota, Fungi, Ascomycota, Pichiomycetes, Serinales. The transcript has a single exon. The record is from RefSeq and is a predicted model, not a curated record. The coding region runs from base 409 to 4905 and encodes 1498 amino acids. Gene Ontology annotation, biological process: xenobiotic detoxification by transmembrane export across the plasma membrane. Gene Ontology annotation, molecular function: ATP binding; ATP hydrolysis activity; ABC-type transporter activity.
UGUCAAGCCAAUCCACUUGUAGAGUUAACCCCUCCCAGCUUUUAGUCAUCUUUGCCGGCCAUGUGUGCCAUAUCUAACAUCGAUGCAUUCCUGCCAUGCAGCAAGUCCCAUUUCUUUUUUCUGUAUGGAAGUUCACCCUGGCAGCAGAGGACUAUUGUUAUGUUUCUUUUUCCGCUCGUACAGAUGGCCUGGUAAAAUGAAAAGAAAGAACACAUAACACCCGCCCAGAAAAGACCGUAAUCGCCGUUGGGCUUCGGUGGCAAAGUUCUGCUUGUAUAAAUAAAAAGCACUUUCCUUAUACUUUGCGAACGUCCUUAUAUCCAGUCCUUGUUACGUAUUCCUUUAUACCCCAUUGUCUUGCUCUCUAUCCUGUUUCGAGAACUACUUUUCGUUACACACACUUAGAACAUGACUGAGUCCACUUACAAGGGAGACAGUUCGUCUUCUGAUGCCGCCCCAACCCCUCACAUUGAGGAGGGGGUUACGGCCUACCAGGGGUUCGACAACCAAGUGUCGAACCAGAUCCAAGAGUUGGCCAGAACCUUCACCAAUGCUUCUGCCACCCGCACGACCACCAACCGUUCCGUGGGUCCAAUUACCUCCACCGCCAACUCUGACCUUAUGCGCACCUUGACCAGCAUGUCGGAGGUUCCGGGUGAGGUCCCGUUCUUUGAGGACGUCGACGAGCGUUUGAACCCUGACUCUCCAAACUUCAACUCUCGUCUCUGGGUCAAAAACAUGCAGAUGUUGGUCAACAACGACCCAGAGCAUUACAAGCCAGCAACUUUGGGUAUCGCUUACAAGAAUUUGAGAGCGUAUGGUAAUGCCACCGAUUCUGACUAUCAGGCUACUAUGUCUAACGGCCCAUGGAAGGCCCUUUCUCAGGGCGCCCGCGCUCUCUUUUCCAGGGGCGAGUCUGCCAACCAGUUUGACAUUUUAAAGCCGAUGGAUGGUUUAAUCAAGCCAGGUACCGUGACGGUUGUCUUGGGGAGACCGGGUGCCGGUUGCUCCACCUUGUUGAAGACCAUCAGUGCCCACACAUACGGUUUCAACAUUGGCAGCGAGUCUACCAUCAGUUACGACGGGUUGAGCAUGAAGGACAUCGAGACCCACUACAAGGGUGAAGUUGUUUACUGUGCUGAAACCGAGGUGCAUUUCCCUCAUUUGACCGUCGGUCAGACUUUGGAAUUCGCUGCCAAAAUGAGAACCCCUCAGAACAGACCCGAAGGUGUCACCCGUGAGAUGUAUGCCAAGCACAUGACUGAUGUCGUCAUGGCCACGUACGGUUUGUCCCAUACCAAGAACUCCAAGGUUGGUAACGAUUUGGUCAGAGGUGUCUCGGGUGGUGAGCGUAAGCGUGUUUCCAUUUGUGAGGUUGCUCUUGCCGGUGCUUCUUUGCAGUGUUGGGAUAACUCCACUAGAGGUUUGGAUUCUGCUACUGCUUUGGAAUUUAUCAAGGCGUUGAAGACUUCUGCUACGAUCCAAAAGGCUACCCCGCUCAUUGCCAUUUACCAGUGUUCGCAAGACGCCUACGACUUGUUCGACAACGUUAUCGUGCUCUACGAAGGCUACCAGAUUUACUUUGGUGACUCUAGAGCUGCUAAGGAGUACUUUGUGAACAUGGGUUACGAAUGCCCAAUGAGACAGACCACUGCCGAUUUCUUGACCUCUUUGACCAACCCGGCGGAGAGAAUUGUCAGAUCUGGUUUCGAGACCAAGGUCCCAAGAUCUCCAAAGGAAUUCUCCGACUACUGGAACAGCUCUCGCGAUAGAGCCCAGUUGGUGGAGGCGAUUGACAACCACUUGGCGCACGUCCACGACACCGACAAGGGUGGUGCCUUCCACGAGUCGCACGUUGCCAAGCAAUCUAACCACCUCCGUCCAAAGUCUCCGUACACGGUUUCUUUCGGUAUGCAGGUUAGAUACCUUAUGGGCAGAAACGUUCAACGUAUCAAGGGUGAUCCUUCGGUCACCCUUUUCAUGGUAUUCGGUAACACCCUCAUGAGUUUGGUUUUGUCUUCCAUCUUCUACAAUAUGCAGCCUGAGACUGGUUCCUUCUAUUACCGUAAUGCUGCCAUGUUCUUCUCCGUCUUGUUCAAUGCCUUUGCUUCCAUGUUGGAGAUUUUUGCUCUCUACGAAUGCAGACCAGUUGUUGAGAAGCACAAGACAUACGCCUUGUACCAUCCUUCUGCUGAUGCUCUUGCCUCCAUUAUCACUGAAUUGCCCUCCAAGUUCCUCAUUUCCGUUGCGUUUAACGUGACUUUUUACUUCAUGGUCCACUUCCGCAGGUCUCCGGGUCACUUCUUCUUCUACUACUUGGUCAACUUCACCACCACCAUCUGCAUGUCUCACUUUUUCAGAACCGUGGGUGCUGCUACCAAGACCCAUUCUCAAGCCAUGACGCCAUCUACCGUGUUGUUGCUUGCGUUGGUCAUUUAUACUGGUUUCGUGAUUCCAACUCCAAAGAUGCUUGGCUGGUCUCGCUGGAUCAACUACUUAGACCCAGUUGCUUACGCCUUUGAAGCCUUGAUUGCUAACGAGUUCAGUGGCCGUACCUUUGAGUGCUCUCAGUUCGUUCCUUCGGGUGGUGCUUACGAUAAUGUGGGCGCUCUCAACAGAGUCUGCAACACUGUAGGAGCUGUUGUGGGUCAGGACUUUGUCUCUGGUGAUGCCUACAUGAAUAUUUCAUACCAAUACUACAACAGCCACCGGUGGAGAAACUGGGGUAUCGUGGUAUGUUUUACUGUCUUCUUGUUGGGUACCUACAUUUACUUGACUGAAAUCAACCAGGGUGCUAUGCAAAAGGGUGAAAUUUUGUUGUUCCAACGGUCGUCUUUGAAGAAGAUGAAGCACCAGAAGCGUUCUGCUGACGCUGAGGCCGGUGCGUUGGAGAAGGUUUCCCCUGAACAAGAAAAGACCGAUGGUGAUUCCUCGAGUGAGGAUGCUGACAACAAGUUGUCUGGCUCUAGCGACACUUUCCACUGGAGAAACUUAACCUACCAGGUUAAGAUUAAGUCUGAAGACAGAGUGAUCUUGAACGACAUCAGUGGCUGGGUUAAGCCUGGCCAGUUGACUGCCUUGAUGGGUGCCUCUGGUGCUGGUAAGACCACCUUAUUGAACGCUUUGUCCGAUAGAUUGACCUCCGGUGUUGUCACCAACGGGGUUCGUAUGGUGAACGGCCACCCGUUGGAUGACUUCUUCCAGAGAACCACCGGCUAUGUUCAGCAACAGGAUUUGCACUUGGAAACCUCUACCGUCAGAGAGGCCUUGCGCUUCUCUGCGUACUUGCGCCAACCGGCUUCUGUCUCGAGAAAGGAGAAGGAUGAAUACGUUGAAUAUUGUAUCGAUUUGUUGGAGAUGCACAAGUAUGCCGAUGCCGUUGUCGGUGUUGCCGGUGAAGGGUUGAAUGUUGAACAGAGAAAGAGAUUGACCAUUGGUGUCGAAUUGGCUGCGAAGCCAAAGUUCUUGUUGUUCUUGGACGAGCCAACCUCUGGGUUGGAUUCCCAGACCGCCUGGUCCAUCUGCAAGUUGAUGCGUAAGUUGGCCAAUCACGGCCAGGCUAUCUUGUGUACCAUUCACCAGCCUUCGGCUAUGUUGUUGAAAGAGUUUGAUAGAUUAUUGUUCUUGCAGAAGGGUGGCCAGACCAUUUACUUUGGUGACUUGGGUGAGAACUGUAACACCUUGAUUGACUACUUCGAGGCGUAUGGUGCUCCAACGUGUCCUCCUGAAGCUAACCCGGCCGAAUGGAUGUUAGAAGUUAUUGGUGCUGCUCCUGGUACUAAGGCUAACCAAGACUACCACGAGGUUUGGUGUAAGUCUACCGAGUUCCAGGAAGUGCAAAGAUCCUUAAACGAGAUGGAACAGGAAUUGGUCAAAUUGCCAAAGCAGGACUCAGCUGAUGCGAACCAAACAUACGCUGCGAGUUUGUGGCAGCAGUACUUGAGCGUCACCCGCCGUGUUUUCGAACAAUACUGGAGAUCACCAUCCUACCUCUACUCGAAGUUGGCUUUGGCUACCUUCUCUGCCCUCUUUAACGGUUUCUCUUUCUUUAAGGUUCAUAAGACCAUUGCCGGUUUGCAGAACCAGAUGUUUUCGAUUUUCAUGAUGUUUGUUUUGUUCAACACUUUGGUUCAGCAAUACUUGCCACACUUUGUUGCUCAAAGAGAUUUAUACGAGGCCAGAGAAAGACCUUCCAAGACCUUCUCCUGGUUCGCUUUUAUCACCGCCCAGAUUACCGUUGAAAUCCCAUGGAUGGCCUUGGCCGGUACUCUCUGUUUCUUCUGCUGGUACUACCCAAUCGGGUUCUACCAGAACGCUGUUCCAACUGAUACGGUCAACGAAAGAGGCGCUCUCAUGUGGCUCCUCCUUGUGCUUUUCUUCGUUUACACCUCCACCAUGGGCCAGCUUUGUAUCUCGUUCAUGGACCUUGCCGACAACGCUGCCAACAUGGGCAACUUGUUGUUCACAAUGUGUCUUAACUUCUGUGGUGUUUUAGCCACCAAGGACAAGUUACCGGGCUUCUGGAUCUUCAUGUACAGAUUGAAUCCUUUCACGUAUUUGGUCCAAGCCAUCUUGAGUAACGGUCUUGCCAACUCUUCUGUCACUUGUGCUAAGGAUGAGUUGUUGAAGUUUGCUCCACCAAGUGGCAUGGACUGUGGUACGUACAUGAAGGAUUACAUAACUGCCAGUGGCAGCGGUUACUUGGUCGACUCUUCUGCCACUGUUCAAUGUGAAUUCUGUACCAUGAGUUCGACCAACGUCUUCUUGGAUAGUGUCAAUGCGAUAUACUCUGAAAGAGGUAGAAACAUUGGUAUUUUCAUUUGUUUCAUUAUCUUCAAUAUCAUUGGCACCAUCUUCUUCUACUGGUUGGCUAGAGUGCCAAGAGGUAACAGACAGAAGAAAUAGAAAACAUACUGCCUCUUUUCCAAAUUUGGGAAUACUUUGCCUUUAAUAUCUUUUUUUUUUAUUUCAGUUCUUGCUGAUUCUUUAAUAUUUUUGUUUUUCUUUUAGAUAUAUGUAAUUAAACUUUAUGGAUG